Mauremys mutica (yellowpond turtle) is the source of this 1222-nucleotide messenger RNA. Its product is annotated as killer cell lectin-like receptor subfamily B member 1B allele C. Bases 324 to 1070 code for a protein of 248 amino acids. The record is from RefSeq and is a predicted model, not a curated record. The transcript has 6 exons. NCBI's taxonomy places the organism in Eukaryota, Metazoa, Chordata, Testudines, Geoemydidae.
CCGACCACAGAGACAAGCAGAGGGGCAGGGAGCUAGACACACGACUGUCUGCGCUGGCUCUGCCCGGUGCUCCAGGCUGGGAUUCGCUGCCUGAGUUGGAAUCGCCGUCGAGUCUGAGUCGAGUCGAGCACCCAACCCUCAAAUUGCAGCUAGGUCAGAAGGUACAAAUUAUUCAGCCAUUCGCCAAAGCCCAGGCAGUGGUCAGAAGUGGAUAUAGUUCAACGGAGACAAUAUUUCCUGAUAGAAGAGGUGUCGGUCAUUUUACCUCAGACACAAGGACGGUGCCUUCACACCCAGCUCCCUGCCUGUCACCUUUGCUGGCUAUGGCUGAGGGGGGAGUAAUCUACACUUAUCUAACCCACCCGGCAGGCUCCCUGCCCAGCGACAGGUCAGCCCCGGAUCAGCAUCACACUUGUCCGCAGUGCCCGCUUUGGCAUCGGAUCGCUCUGCGGGUGGGCUGGGCCGGGAACAUCGUCCUGCUGGGAGCUGUGAUAGCGCUGGCUGUCCUGGUUGGUCAGUGCCCAUCCCAGACUCACCCCACAGCAGCCGUCCCGCCGACUGCUCAGCAGAGCAAUUCAUGUGAGAUCAAUGAAAACACACCAGCGUGCAACCGUACACUGGAGGGUUUCCGAUCCUGCCUGAAGCAAAAUUUGUGUGGGAUUGAAAACGGCUCAGCAGAGGGCACUGGGUGCAAACUCUGCCCCCAGUACUGGAUGCCGCACAUGGACAAGUGCUACUGGCUUUCUAAAGAGAAUCAAUACUGGAGCUGGGGCCGUGAUGACUGCUCAUGGAGGAGAUCUCACCUGCUAGUGAUCCAGGACCGGGAGGAGCUGGAGUUCAUACAGAAUCUUACAGGAAAUCAAAAUCCGGUGUGGAUUGGACUCAACAUCACAUCCCCAGGGAGGAAGUGGACCUGGGUGGAUGGUUCCCCGUUAAAUCAAACACUGUUUACGGUUUCGGGUCCUGCGGAAGAGAACAGCUGUGCUGCAGUCAAGAAGAGUCAGAUCAAGUCUGAAAUCUGCAACACUCAAUAUAAAUGGAUUUGCCAAAAGGAAGCUGUGCUCAUUUAAAUGGCUGGAUUGGGGACUCUGUCUGCAUAUAUGGAAUGCAGAACAUCCUGGGUUCUCAUCUCUAUUUCAGCUAACAAAGCCUCAGGCAGCGUAAAUCCGGGUAACGCCAAUAAAGUGAAUGGUGCAAUACUAAUUUACACCCAUUGGGGGUC